AUGCAGGCGGAAUACACUAAGAGCCCAACUGCAAACUUCCCCUCCAAUGUUCCCUCCUGCAGAUCCCUGUCAUCCAGUAAGGCUGGCCCCAGUGGCCCCUCCAGCCUCUCAGAUGGGAAGCUGGCCCGGAACUUACAGGACAGUGUCAAGCACCGCAUCCGGUACCUCUCAGAACAGCUGAGAGUGGAAAAGGCCAGCCUGGACAGGAACACUGUGGGCUUCCUCAAGCUGGUGUCCACAGCUGGCGGCAGCAGCCCCCAUGUCUGGCAGGCCUUAGAGAAGGUGAACCAGCGUGCCUCUGCCACCGUUGCCCAGAUUGAGCGAAGGCUCCACCGGUGUCACCAGCAGCUGCAGGAGCUGGAGGAGGGCUGCAGGCCCAAGGGCUUAGUGCUGAGGGCAGAAAGCAGCCUGGGGUACAACCGCGAGCAGCCCAGCGAGAAGGCUCUUUCAGAGUCCCCCAAGCCAGGUGCCGAACACUGCCCAUCCACCGACCUGUUUGAUGUCAUUAGACACCUCUCUCCAGAGAGUCACUCCCCAGCCUUGCAGCAGGGGAGGUCCUCGGAGACCAAGCAUGGGGCCCAGCUGUGAACCCUGCUGUGGCAGAAGGUGAAGGAAGAGUGGAUCAAAGUCAAGACCUUCCACCUCAGCUUGCAGGUGUCCUAUCAGAGCCUCAAGGAGCGGAAGAUGGGUGCCGGCAAUGCCCGCUCCCCCAGGUCAGCCACUCCCCCUCUGGUCCACAUGCCCGGGGCCUAG
Delphinapterus leucas (beluga whale) is the source of this 753-nucleotide messenger RNA. NCBI's taxonomy places the organism in Eukaryota, Metazoa, Chordata, Mammalia, Artiodactyla, Monodontidae. The record is from RefSeq and is a predicted model, not a curated record.